AUGACGAGAAUCAUAGACAGGAAAACAGAUGAAUUUAUUACAAAACAUAUCAAAGACAACGCUCGUACAGGUCUCCAGAUCGACAGUGACGACAAUAAAUUUGUCUGGUCGGGUUUUAAAGAACUCAGUUAUACAAACUGGAAAGGGAGCGAACGAGCGCCAAUCCAAGGACAUUGUGUAUCUCAAACUAAGACUGGAUGGGUCAUGGAGGAAUCUACCAAGCUACGGCCAUCUCUCUGUGAACAUGAUGCAAAGAUCAUCUAUCACUGCAAAGACCUGUUCAAAUAUGGCGUAUCUGAGAGUGGUCUGUACGCCAUAUCUGGAUCAUCAGUUUAUUGUGACAUGGAAAAUGAUGGUGGAGGAUGGGAAGUUAUCAUGAGAAGAUCCAACGAUGGUGUAACUUUUGAACAAGAAAACUGGGCCAGUUACGAGGCAGGGUUUGGAUCAAGAACGUCGAAAACAUCUAGUUUUUGGCAUGGCAACAAAUUGAUAUAUGGUCUAACUUUUAAACGUCACAAAAGCUUAUUAAUCAACAUAGUACUUGCCAAUAACACCAAAUAUUACGCUUUUUAUGACAAUUUUGAUGUCCUUCACAGUGGUCACAGGUAUAUGUUGCAAGUGAGCGGUUACUCAGGCAAUGCAGGUGACGCACUGAGUGAUCACAAUGGCGCGAAAUUCAGUACUCCAGAUAAAGAUUUCGAUAAAAAUGAUACUGUUCACUGUGCAAAAGUAUUUGGGGGCGGUUGGUGGUUCAAGUCGGAUUGUCUUGUAUCUAAUCUCAAUGGAAAGUAUUCUACUUCGUCGGGUGAUCGACACCAUAUUUACUGGGAAACACUCCAUGCUCCUAUCAAAUACGUAGAGAUGAAAAUCAAGACUUUUUCAUCAGUGACAUACCCUAGCUUUAACUUCUUGAGAACAAUGCACAAUGACGACCAGAAAGGAUUCAGAAUCCAWUACAAUGGAAUAAGUCAUCUUGUUACUGUAAGGUCAUCGACAAAAAAAUGGCAGCUUUCAUUCCCCGCACCGUCACACAUAUGGUACCACGUGAUGAUCACGUGGAGUGAAGCUACUGGUAUACUAUAUUAUGCAAAUGGCUUGCUAAAGGCAGCGAGUGUAAGUUUUGAAGUUGUUAAAAACACAGCUUCUGGAACUAAUCUCAGACUCGGUGGCGCAGGUGACGGUCGAAUUGAAAGUUAUAUAUUUCGUCUUGGUGUCUGGAAUCGUCAGUUAGAGCAGCAUGCUGUGGAGAAUGUAUAUCGAUUCAACAAUUACUCCUUUGAGGUAGGAAGGAUAAGGUGGCCUAAUAAACCGUAUAACAAAGCCUCUAAAAACCAUCAUUUGGACUGGAAACGCAAUUCUGGGUGCACACCAAGCGUUGGGACUGGGCCUUGCACAGAUCAUUCUUUUAAAAACCCUCGAGGGUCAUAUCUAUAUGCAGAGGCCUCCGCCCCAGGCGUGAAAGGAAACUACUCCAUUAUUCAGUCUCCUCUAAUUCCUGGUGUAUAUCGAUGCAUACGUUUCUGGUUUCACAUGCAAGGGACUGGCAAUGCCGAACUUACUCUUAAAGAUUACAAAACAAACGUAUGGAAAGUGUUACAAAACAACAAACGAGGCUGGCAACAUGGACAGGCAUCUACAAGAACUCUCAACGCCUUCUAUCAAAGAAUAUAUUUUAUCUCAUCAAUUAAUGAAAACUUCGAGAGUGAUAUUGCUAUUGAUGACAUCAGCUAUGACGUCAGACCAUGCACAAGCUUUUCAUUGCAUUCCCUGAACGAUCAGUUCUCGUAUGAAGCCAUUGGUUGUUACAAAGACCCUGGGUGGGUUAUAGGGAAUCUUGAAGACAUGCUUUCACUUUCCGAUUCAACACCUUACGGACAACGUACAAAUGCCAUACAAAAAUGUGCACAGGCCGCAAAGGMUCGUGGUUACUCCGUGUUUGGUUUAAAGAAAGGCGGAUACUGUAGAGGUGGUUAUGAAGGUCAUCUUCACUACCAAAGGGCAGGCAUUGCCACAGACUGUCCUGCAAAUGGAAAAGGAAGCUCAACAUCUCUAAAUAUUUACAAAUUUGAUGUUUGUGAUCCUAAAUGCCCCAAAGGAAUACCCUGUAACGUAAAAACACGGACGUGUGAGUGUCCAGACAUGAAAUAUAUCGAUGAAGAAUGCAAAACCACUUUGUACAAAACUACUUUUAUUGAUGCAUCACAUUACUGGUCGUUUGAUGAUGUUUUACAAAUCACUGAUCUGGUUCGGUACAAGUCCGCCGUCAUUGAAGGAAAAAUUAGCAUUGCCAAGAAGGGAGCGUCCAAUAAGGCAAUACAGUUGAAUGGUACGUCCAAUUCUAUAGUCUUAGGUGACUUUGCUAGCGAAUGCAUUGGAAACUUUGAACUGUGUGCAAACGGUCUGACGAUCUCCGUAUGGAUAAAACAUUACUGGAAUAUCAAAGACAACACCAAGCAUGUUUUCCUUUCCCUUGGAAGUACUUCCGGACUCGAGAAAGGAUUUCAAAUUGGCUACGAUCCAACCAUUCAAGGCGAAUCACCUUACGUUUCCCUGCUUCUAACUUUCACUACCAAAUCGUGCAAAUUCAAAUUUCCAGUCCUUGGGCGUGAACUUUGGAAUCAUUACGGAUUUUCGUUCAAGAAUCUAUCUGUACUGAGUGUAUAUCACAACGGCCAACUUGUAGAGUCAACAAUGAAAGAAGCAUGCACAACUGUUACAACCAUUGAACCCAAGAACCAUAAACUACGCGUUGGUUUAACUACACAAAAUUCGGUGUUCGAAAUCGACGACCUUGUUGUUUGGUAUAAAUGGUUAAACGAGACUGACUAUUUGGAUCGUUAUAAAGUCAUCGGAGGAGGCAAAGAGCAGAAAGUUAAUUUYAUUCUCAAGUUAAGUGACUCGGAAUGGCAUGAUUCGCUGAAAAACCUGGAGAGCCAYAAUGCAACAGUACUUAUGAAAAUCGUCUCUGACAAUUUCAAGGUUAUACUGAAAGACGCUGGUUCAAAACAACCAGUCAUUGUUGAUAUCAAUGGAUUCAGCAAAGGUAGUGUUAACGUAAACGUUACUCUCAAGUUCGGGUCGCUAACGUACAAUGACAGUCUGAUAUUGGAAAAAUGGCUGUUCGAAAAGGAAAUGUUGAACAAUAUCAGUGUCAAAGUUCUGGGUAUGACAUCUUCUACAGUUCCACAAUUAUACCCCAACAUGACGUCUAGUCCAUACAACCUGUCUGCUAUUCAAUUAGAUUGGGAUUCUUUAGACAACGAGUACGAUCUCUUUCAAGGAUAUAAAAUAAUAUACCGAGAAACCGAAAAACCUGAAUCAGCCUUCCAAGUACAUACGGUAUAUGGCGAGACCAAGAMAACUCUGAUCACCAACCUUGAKCCUGGWGUAAAUUACACUAUAAGAAUGUUAAUUAUUUCUCUGGCUGGUGAUGGCUUUAUUUCUCCAAUCAUAUAUGGAAUCACCAAAGAUGACUUCCCAAAUGGUAUCCCGAUUAUUACAUCGUAUGUAAAUACAAGUUCUUCUUCCCUGCUCGUGAAUUGGACUCACAUCGCAAAAGAAARYUGGAGAGGWGUUCCUCUAGGUUACCGCAUCGUCUACUGGYCASCRGARAUACCAACUGAARCAGUGCAAAAUACAACGGUCCUUCCAGAACUGGCCUUCAUUGAGCUGACAGGUUUAAGAAAAUUCGCUAACUAUUGUWUAAAGACUGCAGSUUAUAACAAAGCUGGAGAUGGYAACUUCACACAAACAGUAUGCUUGAAAACUGAUGAAGAUGUCCCUGAUCGACCACCGGCAAACGUCGAAAUUAGGAAUGUAACGAAUAUGAUGCUGAAAGUAACCAGUACAGGUGUACCACUACRCAAUCGUAAUGGUAUUAUAUUAAAAUACACCGUUAAUUGGACAGCAUACGAUGGCAGCAGUCAWGGAGUAGAGACAUGUGUGAAUUCAACUCUUAUAACAUGUUAUAUCAAGGGCUUGACGAUUUACACUCGAUAUAACAUAUCAAUGACGUCAUUUACUCGAUUAGGGGCUGGUAACUACAGYGCUUGGUACACUGUUCUAACGGAUGAGAGUGUCCCAUCCUUACCUCCACCUGAUCUAAAAGGCUUCAAUACCAGUUCUACAUCCCUCGUCCUCUCAUGGUCAACAAUACCACAAGACCAUCACAAUGGUCGAUUGGGAGGGUUUGUUAUCAAGUAUUCUAUAAAGAACACUUACAAAUGGCAGUAUAUAUGGAUUUGCAAGUCGACUUUAAGUACAAACCUUACGUUACUAAAACCAUAUAGGGAAUAUAACAUUUCUGUUGCUGGAUUCACUGGAGUGGGAAUUGGACCCGUUAGCAACGUAUACGUUUGGACUGAUGAGGACAUCCCAUUUUCACCUCCAGUCAACUUUAGCGGUACUAAUCUUACGUCGACAAGCCUUCGACUGCAGUGGGAAGCUGUUCCCUACGAACAUGCUAAUGGCUUGAUACUUGGAUAUACAAUCCAAUUGCUCAAGACUCAUAUCAUAUACAAAAACAUCUUGAAUACAUCCAGCUACAAUAUCACUGUCCUUGGUGAAUCUUCAUUACAUCGUGUGUUCACCUUACUUGAGAUGUUUACCGAUUACACAUACCGUAUUCUAGCGUUUACUAGUAAAGGAAAUGGGAACUUUACUGAAGUCAUAACCGUCAGGACGAACGAAGAUACACCAUUUAUUCAACCGUUGAACUUUACUGUAGAAAGCCUUAUAUGGCAUACGUCACGUGCUAACUGGACUCUGAUCCCCCCCGUGAAGAUCCCUGGGAUAUGUCGAGGAUAUAUYCUACACUAUUUACGUAAAGAAGGGACUAAAGAUGUUGGCAAAAGUAUUCAAGUUUCUGCCAAUACAACUAGCGUUCUGAUUCCAAACCUGGCUGGAUAUAUUCUCUACGACUUCUGGAUUUAUGCUUUUACGUAUCCUCAUCUUAUUGGACCUCAUUCAAAUGUCAGCAUACGAACCCUUGAUUGGUUGCCAUUGAUACCUCCUCGUAAGUUCACCGCAAUACCUGUGUCAUCGACAAGUAUUAAAGUGAGUUGGGAAAAGCUGCCAGAAGAAUUAACCAAUGGUGUAAUGGUUGGAUAUAUACUCGAAUAUACAAACAAUAAUAAAACUAAGAGUAUGAAUGCCACUUACUCUGCUGACACGACAUCAGCAACCUUAACAAACUUAUGGAAGUUUAAUUACUUCACACUCAAGAUCAUUCCUAGAAAUGUUAAUGGUUUUUGUAGAUACUGGUCAGACAGUACGACCGUACGGACUUUUGAAGACACUCCAGAUAAGUCUCCUGCAAACUCGACUGGUCAGUCUGUAAGCCCAACGUCUGUCUUGAUCAACUGGAAACCAGUACCACGUGACUACCAAAACGGCUACAUUACMAAGCAUUCAGUGUUUUAUCGAUUGAUAGCAAUAGCUGARGAACCUGUACUGGGUCAACCAACAAUACGAAAAGAUGUUGGUCCAACAACAUACGAGCUGUUGAUUCAAGAUUUGCAAUCAUUUGCUGAUUACGAUGUGAUGGUUCUCGCUCGAACCGUCAAGGGAGACGGGGUUAAAGCAGCAGCGUUUGUGACUUCAACUUGUCGGUGUUAUGAACACGUUACCACAAAUUGGCGAAUCAUGCCACCCUACGUAACGCAUGAUGAAAUAGGACUAGUAAACAAGCCAAWAGGAAUGAUGCCCGCCAUUAUUGAAGCAGGUGUACUGGACUGCUGCAGAGAUUGUCCAGCUUUUGGAAAAGUGAAAAUAAACUUCUUCCGAGACGGAAACAAUAACCCCGCCGAAAAAGAAAAAGAUAUCGAAGUCAAGUCUGCCAUAGAUGACGAAACAGACUUAAGUUUUCCCAUAUUUGGAUAUACUGACCAAACUCAUUACGCAAAGUACUAUGGGUAUACACCUAUYGUUCCUAGUUCUGGUGUAGCCUUCAUCGUUAACAGGCAGCAAAGUGUUGCUUCACCCAAUAACGUUGCAUUAGCAGUAUUUAACUGUUGGCCUUUGCUCAUGCUUAAUGUUAUUUUAGCCUUUGCAGUUGGCGUCAUUGUAUGGCUCUUGGACUCGAAAUACAAUCCAGACCACUUUCAUGGUUCAUUCAUACGUGGAGUUGGCAGUGGGUUUUGGUUUGCAUUYGUUACGCUCACAACAGUUGGCUAUGGUGACAAGACRGUAGUCACCAUUCCAGCUCGUAUUUUUACUGUAUUCUGGACUCUGUUUGGCCUUGUUGUGUUUGGUAUUCUAAUGGGGUCCUUCAGCGCUGCUUUUGAAACCAUGGUAUAUGCCGAGACAAAAAGUGACAUAAUGACUGCAUUGUAUGGAACCAAGGUAGCUGCAAUUGAUAACUCCUCAGAACAUCGACUUGGACUACGCAAAAAUGCUAAAGUCAAUACAGUUCAUCRUUACAAAACAGUCGAAGAGAUUCGAGAUGCCUUGGUUAAUGAGGAAGUUAAAGGAGCUUUAGUCGAUGCUUACGAAGCUGCAUAUCAUCAUUCGUUGUUUGAACACCGCUUAUUAAGGCUAACGAGUGUGUACCAUAUUCCGACUGCUAACGGUCUUGUCUUAGCUGGAAAAAUCAAGAAAAUUGAAAAAUGUAUGUUGGAGUACAUGAGUGCGAACCGGGGCUGGAUAUCGCAUCACAUCGCAAAAAAUGCACAAACACUAAAACAAUCCAAAGCACCAAUGGUCGAAGUUGCGCAAGAUAUGGUCGACAGCACGUCCAACAUUUUCCUUCAGUCUCAAACAAGUCUUAUUGCUAUAUUUGCAAUUGUGGCUGUCUUUGGUCUGYUGUCUGAGGCUUUUAGGCGAUUUAGAAAACCCAAAAAGAAAGAAGACGUGUAUUCAGUGAAAAUUGACACUGACGAACUAAGACGAACCUCUAACAAAAUGCUUUUAACAUUAAAGAAGAGAAUAAAUAUACACAAACAMAAAUUGGAGAAACUUAUGAAAAAACAAUGAAGAAUUUGGAAAGUCUACCAUUACUGAUGGAUGACAAUUCUUCAAGACGAGUGUUUAAAGUGCUGCACAAGGUGUAACGAGAAACUCUUGCAAUUGAGGCUCCGGAUAUCAAAUAUGCAAUAUUAUAUAUUAAAAAACAAAUUGCACGUCCUGCAAGGGAGAAAUAUGUAGAUAUGAAUUUCGGAUUUGCGUUUCGCUCCAGUUGUUAAACACAAAAGAAUCGAAACGAGGCGCGUACGUAAUGCUCUGAAACUAUUGUCUUUCCACGAAUGACUGAGCUUUAUGCACGGCGCCUCGUCUUGAUUCUUUUGUGUAAGACUACCGAGGCAAAAUUCGCAAGUCAGCUGUUGUGCUAAGCAUGUCAAGGAAAAUGCCUCCUUACUAUUGGGCUUCCUAUAUUUGGCUUACUCUGAAGCCAUUCAUCACCACUCUUCCUCUUGUGGUUCCCAGUUUCUCUCAUCGUUUGACCACAGGAAAUCCAAUGGAAAUGAGUUGCUUUCAAAGCUGGAAAAGAACGACUAACUUAUUAUUGCUACCGCCUCACAUUGCGCGCCGAAAAUCAACGAUUUUUACUAAAUAAAGACUGAUUAACCAUA
Messenger RNA from Exaiptasia diaphana, 7568 nucleotides. RefSeq lists its product as uncharacterized. The record is from RefSeq and is a predicted model, not a curated record. Gene Ontology annotation, molecular function: cytokine binding; cytokine receptor activity. NCBI's taxonomy places the organism in Eukaryota, Metazoa, Cnidaria, Anthozoa, Actiniaria, Aiptasiidae. Gene Ontology annotation, biological process: cytokine-mediated signaling pathway. The transcript has 30 exons. Gene Ontology annotation, cellular component: membrane; external side of plasma membrane; signaling receptor complex. Bases 1 to 6972 code for a protein of 2323 amino acids.